AUGUCAGCACGUUACGAUAGAGCUAUUACUGUGUUUUCGCCUGACGGUCACUUGCUGCAAGUUGAAUAUGCUCAGGAAGCUGUUCGUAAAGGAUCUACAGCAGUAGGUGUUAGGGGCGCUGAUGUGGUUGUAUUAGGCGUUGAAAAAAAGUCGGUUGCUAAGCUGCAGGAGGAACGAACUGUAAGAAAAAUAUGCCUUCUUGAUGAUCACGUCGUAAUGGCUUUUGCCGGUUUGACAGCCGAUGCCAGAAUACUUAUCAACAGAGCUCAAAUUGAAUGCCAGUCCCACAAACUUACUGUUGAAGACCCUGUAACUUUAGAGUACAUCACCAGAUAUAUAGCUGGCCUGAAACAAAAGUAUACUCAGAGUAAUGGACGCCGACCAUUCGGAAUUUCAUGUCUUAUAGGUGGAUUUGACUAUGAUGGUCAACCGCAUCUUUUUCAAACUGAACCUUCUGGUAUUUACUAUGAAUGGAAAGCCAAUGCUACAGGCAGAUCUGCAAAGACAGUCCGUGAAUUCCUGGAAAAAAACUACACACAAGAAGAGGUUGCUAAUGAAAAAGGGGCAGUAAAGCUUGCCAUUCGCGCUCUUCUGGAAGUUGUGCAAUCUGGGCAAAAGAAUUUAGAAAUUGCUGUGAUGAGACGUGGACAACCAAUGCAUAUGCUUGAUUUGGAUACCAUCAAUUCAUAUGUUUCUGUAAUUGAAAAAGAAAAAGAGGAAGAAGCAGAAAAGAAAAAGCAGAAAAAGUAG
Chilo suppressalis (striped riceborer) is the source of this 750-nucleotide messenger RNA. The record is from the annotation of a GenBank genome assembly. Lineage: Eukaryota; Metazoa; Arthropoda; Insecta; Lepidoptera; Crambidae.